This is a messenger RNA of Scophthalmus maximus (turbot), 4697 nucleotides long. Its product is annotated as voltage-gated potassium channel subunit beta-3. Gene Ontology annotation, cellular component: membrane; cytoplasm; voltage-gated potassium channel complex. Gene Ontology annotation, biological process: potassium ion transport; regulation of potassium ion transmembrane transport. NCBI's taxonomy places the organism in Eukaryota, Metazoa, Chordata, Actinopteri, Pleuronectiformes, Scophthalmidae. The coding region runs from base 945 to 2246 and encodes 433 amino acids. The record is from RefSeq and is a predicted model, not a curated record. Gene Ontology annotation, molecular function: potassium channel regulator activity; voltage-gated potassium channel activity; transmembrane transporter binding. The transcript is spliced from 15 exons.
AGAGGGAGAGAGAGAGAGAGAGAGCAUCUUGCAAACCCCCACACUGCUCGUGUGUCGUGGACAUUUUUUGGAGCCUCUGGAAAAAAAGAGGGGGGUAAAAAAAGAGGGACUCUGAUCUGACAAGAGGACGCGGAGGGAGAGUCGGGAGGAGGAAUCGCCGAGCGAUGGACACGUCUGAUGAUUGUCGGGCCACUGUACCGGCAUUUUCGUUCACACCGUGAGAUUCGGUCGAUCGUCGGCGGAGAUCUGCGCUGCCGCCGCCGCAACAACAGCCAAAAGAAGAAGAAGCCUCGUUUCGACGCGAGGUGCGAGGAUGCCUGCAGCCGUGGUGGUGUCAUUGCUGCAGCUAACCUCAGCGGAAGAGGAGACACCAAGCUGGCAAGUGCUUCACCACCCAACAUAAGCCCUACCAGCCUGUGCACGUAUGUGGGUAAGGGCCGAGCGACUGGCACUCUCCAUCUACUGCACCUGGGGUUUGGGGAGGGGGGGGGGCGGGGGGGUUUCCCAAAAACUGCCACAUCCUCAGAUCCGUCUGAGGACUGCUGUGAGCUCGCAGGCUUCCUGAUGAUUUUUGGAGGGCUGCCCCGAUGCAUCUUGUGAGUGUGAAAGCACUGAGAGCCCCCUUUGCCAGGUUUGCAUCAGCAGACAGGAGACGGAGCAGACGGUAACUCUGUGUGUGUCAUGUUAGAGGCUGAACUCCUGCCUGCUCCCUCCUGCUCUCAGCCAAAAUCUCUGCCCUGCCCUGUCUGAAGCCCGUCUCUAUGAACAUCACCGCUUUAUCGCGACACUGCAACGGGGAGACAGUGUCAAGCGGCACCAGCCAUUUGCAGACACCCCUGUUUGUGUGACUUUCCCUUUUUAAAAGGCCUGCCCCUCCCCGCCCCCCGUCCGCCCCCCCAUCACCCCAACUCUCAAAAUAAGAGACAUCGGAACGCAGGGUCAGGAUGCAGGUGUCCUUCGCCUGCACUGAGCACAACCUCAAGAGUCGCAGUGAGGACCGACUGUGUGGCCUCCGCACCGCCCCACCACCCGGAGGGAGCAGUGGAGGAGGAGGCGGCGGCGGCGGCGGUGGAGGAGGUGGCGGCAGCGGUGGAGGAGGAGGUGGUGGAGGAGGUGGAGGAGGCAGUGGACAGGGGAGCAAUGGCAACUACAACUCCCAAGGCUCAGUCAAGCCCAGGGAGAGUUCUGGGUCUCGUCAGACUCCGCAGGGCCAUGCCCACAUGAAGGAGGCCAUCGGGCGCCACACCAGCAUGAAGUACAGGAACCUGGGGAAGUCAGGCCUACGCGUUUCCUGCCUCGGGUUAGGCACCUGGGUGACGUUCGGAUCGCAGAUCUCUGAUGAGAUGGCUGAGAACCUGAUGACCAUAGCUUAUGAGAACGGAGUGAACCUAUUUGACACGGCUGAGGUGUACGCCUCUGGAAGAGCGGAAAUCACUCUGGGGAACAUUAUCAAGAAGAAAGGAUGGAGGCGUUCAAGUUUUGUCAUCACAACAAAAAUCUAUUGGGGAGGCCAAGCAGAGACAGAGAGAGGACUCUCCAGAAAGCACAUCAUUGAAGGUUUAAGAGGAUCCUUAUCAAGACUCCAGCUGGAUUAUGUGGACAUAGUUUUUGCCAACAGAAACGAUGUCAACAGUCCAAUGGAAGAGAUUGUUCGAGCCAUGACCUUUGUAAUAAACCAGGGUAUGGCCAUGUACUGGGGAACCUCACGCUGGAGUGCCAUGGAGAUCAUGGAGGCGUACUCGGUGGCACGCCAGUUCAACCUGAUCCCACCAGUGUGUGAGCAGGCGGAGUAUCACUAUUUCCAGAGGGAUAAAGUCGAGGUGCAGCUUCCUGAGCUCUACCACAAGAUCGGUGUCGGGGCGAUGACCUGGUCUCCGCUCGCUUGUGGAUUAAUCACAGGGAAGUACAGCGACGGCGUACCGGAGUGCUCCAGAGCAGCGAUGAAGGGAUACCAGUGGCUGAAGGAGCGAGUGAACAGCGAGGAGGGCCGCAGGCAGCUCGCAAAAAUCAAGGAGCUCCAUCUACUGGCGGACAGACUGGGCUGCACUGCUGCACAGUUAGCCAUCGCCUGGUGUCUUCGCAGCGAGGGAGUCAGCUCAGUUCUUCUGGGAGUUUCUAAUACAGAACAGCUACUUGAGAACCUGGGUGCCCUCCGGAUUUUAUCCCAAAUGACCCCGCAAACCAUUACCGAGAUUGAUGCCCUGCUGGGAAAUAAGCCACACUCAAAGAAAGAGUCGCGCGCUUGAAGAUGCACAUCUGAGUGACAGAUGAUGUUUCGAGAGGAUGAAGACGACAGCGACUUCGGGGGGGAACAUCACUUUUCGCUCUGCUCUGCACUCAACAACUUGCAUGUCUUCAGCAACAUUAUGCUUCCAGUAUGUGCGCAUAUCCAUUUUGCGCAGAACAUUGUAUCAUGUAUGAAAAAAAAAAUGAGAAAAUCUUUCAAUUUGUGAAGAAAAGAAAAAAGGGUCAUAUAUUGCUCACUGCCGAUGGUUCACAGAAUAAUUAUUUCUCCGGAGGGGGAGGCGAAAACUUGGUCGGAGUGACGGGUCUCUGCAAUCAAUAGAGACCAAUAGAGGAUGACAGAUUUUCAACUGAUCUGACUUGUGAUUAUGAAAAUGUGGGGGAAAAAACACACACCUUUGCGCUCUAAUGAGACUUUGAAAGGUGCUUACAUCGGACGUCUGAGUCUCCUCCCCUCGCAGCUGCCUGUUGUUCUGUGUGAUGUUUAGUCCCCAGCAGCCAACGGUUAGAACUCGUGUGUCUGGCCAAACAUUUCCAAUAGUGUGCAUGUGACUGGUCUGCCACGCUCACUGCUUUACAGGGUUGGGAACAAUGGAUUACUUGUUGAGUCUUUGCAGUGAUCUGUCUGUUGGAAAAAAAGAAGUCCUAAUCUAGUGCGGAAUCGCUAUCAGAUCACAUGCUUUAGAAAAUAAAGCCAAUUAGUUUAAUGCUCCAAGACAGACAGCUUUUACAUACACUGAUCAUUUUUGUCACAAAUGACCUGAUCCAAAUCAACUAAACGGACCACAGCUAGGUCGGCCUUUACAUACAAGUAUCUGACAGUUAUUUACAACUUGCGGUUGUCACUCGAGAAUCAAUAGCGGGUGAGAUUUUGAAAGCCACUUUCCCAACCCUGCUGCUUUCUCUGCAGUCUUUUUGCCUCCUCUGUUUGUAAACUGUGCGCAUGUCCCUUUAAGAGAGAAUAGCCCUAACAGGGUGUAAAUGUGGCAUGGCUUUUAUGGCUUAUGUAGAUUUGCAUUGCCCUUGUAAGCCUUUUUUUUUUUCUUUUUUCUUUUUUUAAAUCUAAAUGGUCUGGCAGUUUGAUCCAGGUGGAUACUUUUGCUUUUACGACUCCGCAGUCUGCAGACACAGCUGUUGUGUCCAUCUGACGUAUAAUCUUUGUAUUGUCCUAAACUGUAUGAAAAAAAAAAGAAGAUGUUGAUGCACACACUUCCAGCGAUGCCGUCCUUGUGAAGAGCAUCGCUGUUCGUAAAUCAGAGGUUUGAGAGGGUUGGACUGUUUGGAGAGGUCACUGAGCAUCUGACACAAAGAUCUGGACCUGCGCUGUUGUGAACUAUUCCGUUUUCAAAUGAUGGGACAUGAGUGAUGCGUCUCAGUUCAUCAAAUACCACAACUCUUGCCACAGGUCACUUUGGGUGAGAUUUAGCAAAUGUAACUUUGUUUUUGUUUUUGUGGAAGUCUAAAAAUAUAGCUUCUCUGCUCAUUUCUCUGGGAGCUCUCUCUCUCUCUCUCUCUCUCUCUCUCUCUAUCUAUCAUAUGUUCCCUUUAUUCUUGCACACAUGCACAAUUCAUUUUAUACUGUGCAUCCUGUGUCUUUUCCCAUUAUUUCGUAUUGUUUUUCUGUAUUUUGUAACGUGACGGGGGGAUUUGUUCCUUUUGUGAUUUCCCAGGAAAACAGCACUAUUCUCCCCGGGGCAGGGUGCGUUUGGACGUGAUGUUGUUUUAGUCGGCUCAAGGUUACAUUGUACUGUAAAUAGGCUCAUCUGUUUUGCAGUGAGAUAAGAGAUGGUUCAAUUUAUGUGGAGUCGCUGGAACGGUGCUCCCCUGUGUGACUGUGAUGAUGUGCAAUUCGACUGAGUGUAGCUCCCAGUGUACAUAGAUACUUCAAUCAAACCUUGAACAAUGUAACUCUGCCUGCAUAGCUUAUAUUUUACUGUCUUGCAAACAAAGAGAAACCAAAAGAGAGAAGAGACAACUCAUACUGAAUGUAUCACGUCUGUCGCCCCUACAGUAUCUAACCUAAAGGGACAAUGCACAUACCAGGUUUUUGACGCGAUCUCCUUUUUGUCUUUGAAGCCGUUUCAUAAAAAGCUGCAGAGCUCUCAUGAAAACUUACAUUGUGAUUCAGAGAACAACAAAAAAGAAGGUUAUUUCACAGAAGCGUCGUCCUCAAACACCAUUCUGAGUCCAAAUGCGCUCACAUGUUUGUAGAGAGUCAGAUCAGAUUUUGUAUUGACUAUUCAUAACCAUGGACAUAUUUGCCGAAACAGGCCUAACCAUAGCUGUUAUGUUGAACAUUAACAUUAGCUUCUAUGUUAACAUUUGGAAUAAACUGUCUGUUUGAGUACAUGCACAGGGAUAUUUUAUGAGCUACAUAUAUAAACAACGUAUCCCAAACAGAAGAAAAGAUAUGGGUUGAUGCUCAUAAAGGAAGUUGCAGGAUUAUGAUCUCA